AUGAUCCUGCGGCCUUCUCUUCUGGCCGUUGCCCGCCCUCUCACCACCGUGGCCGUCGCGGCGGCCGUCCGCCGCGGGGACCUCGCCGGCGCCGAGGAGGCCUUCGCGUCGACGCAGCUCAAGACCACGACCACCUACAACUGCCUCCUCGCGGGAUACGCGAAGGCGUACGGUCCAGGCCGCCUCGCGGACGCACGCCGCUUGUUCGACAGUAUCCCGCACCCGGACGCCGUCUCCUACAACACGCUCCUGUCCUGCCACUUCGCCUGCGGCGACAUUGAUGGCGCGUGGAGAGUCUUCUCCACGAUGCCCGUCAGGGACGUCACGUCCUGGAACACCAUGGUCUCCGGGCUCUCCAAGAACGGGGCCAUCGAGGAGGCCGAGGCCAUGUUCCGGGCCAUGCCGGCGAGGAAUGCUGUUUCCUGGAAUGCGAUAGUUGCCGCGCUCGCGUCCUCUGGAGACAUGGGCGCGGCGGAGGACUUGUUUAGGAAUGCGCCGGAGAAGACGGAUGCCAUUCUCUGGACUGCAAUGGUGUCAGGGUACAUGGACAACGGCAAUGUCCAGAAGGCCAUGGAAUUCUUCAGGGCAAUGCCUGUGAGGAACUUGGUUUCAUGGAAUGCCGUUGUCGCUGGGUAUGUCAAAAAUUCACGCGCAGGCGAUGCUUUGAGGGUGUUCAAGACCAUGGUUGAGGAUGCUAUUGUGCAGCCAAAUGCGUCAACGUUAAGUAGUGUGCUUCUUGGGUGCAGUAACCUGUCUGCACUUGGAUUUGGGAGGCAGGUACAUCAGUGGUGCAUGAAGUUGCCUCUUAGUAGGAGCGUCACUGUGGGCACAUCUCUUCUCAGCAUGUACUGCAAAUGCAGCGAUUUGAAUGACGCUUGCAAGCUGUUUGAUGAGAUGCGUACAAAGGAUAUAGUUGCAUGGAACGCCAUGAUUUCUGGCUAUGCCCAACAUGGGGAUGGAAGGAAAGCUAUCAAGUUAUUUGAAAAAAUGAAGGAUGAAGGAGUGGUGCCAAACUGGAUUACAUUGUUGGCAGUAUUGACAGCUUGUAUCCACACCGGAUUGUGUGAUUUUGGAAUCCAGUGCUUUGAAACAAUGCAGGAAGCAUAUAACAUUGAACCCCAGGUUGAUCAUUACUCAUGUAUGGUGGAUCUUCUCUGCCGAGCUGGUCUGCUUGAAAGAGCUGUCAACAUGAUCCAUUCAAUGCCCUUUGAGCCGCAUCCUUCUGCCUAUGGCACCUUGCUGACUGCUUGUAGAGUUUAUAAGAACUUGGAGUUUGCCGAGUUUGCUGCUAGAAAGCUGAUUGAACAGGAUCCACAGAAUGCAGGCGCCUAUGUACAGCUGGCAAAUAUUUAUGCUGUGGCAAAUAGGUGGGCUGAUGUCUCUAGAGUACGGAGAUGGAUGAAGGAUAAUGCGGUAGUGAAAACACCUGGGUAUAGCUGGAUGGAGAUAAAGGGCGUGAGACAUGAGUUCAGAUCUAAUGACAGAUUGCAUCCUCAGCUUGGUUUGAUUCAUGACAAGUUGGACCGCUUGGAGGAGCUGAUGAAGGCAAUGGGAUAUGUUCCUGAUCUUGAUUUUGCACUGCAUGAUGUUGAGGAGAGUCUAAAGUCACAAAUGCUGAUGAGGCACAGCGAAAAGCUUGCCAUCGCUUUCGGUCUGAUUAGCACUUCCCCUGGGAUGACCUUGAGGAUCUUCAAGAACCUCAGGAUCUGUGGAGAUUGUCAUAAUGCAGCCAAGCUUAUAUCCAAAAUCGAGGAUCGAGAAAUAAUACUUAGGGAUACCACACGGUUCCACCAUUUUAGAGUCUGUGUCUUGGAGGAUAUGAUGCGAGGGAAGCCAGGAUAUGAACACCUGAAUGAACCCCUUCAUAUAUUGGUUGAGGCAGAGCUACCUGUUGGAAUCAUUGAUGCUCGCCUGAUGCAAGUCCGCGAGAUCCUUGAAGAUCUGCUAAAGCCUGUGGGUGAAUCCCAGGACUUCUUCAAGAAGCAGCAGCUACGGGAGCUUGCAAUGCUUAAUGGCACCCUUCGUGAGGAAGGGAUGCAGAGAUCCGGUUCAGCGUCCCCUUUCCACAACAGCCUUGGAAUGAAGAGAGCUAAGACAAGGGGGUAA
Messenger RNA from Miscanthus lutarioriparius, 2106 nucleotides. The record is from the annotation of a GenBank genome assembly. Lineage: Eukaryota; Viridiplantae; Streptophyta; Magnoliopsida; Poales; Poaceae.